AUGUCAACCCCGAAUGUGAAAGCCAUGGCUCAGCGCUUUAACCAACAGGCGGAAAAGAAACCUCAAACCAAUUUGCCACCCGAGAGAAAGAUCAAGUCGGUCCCAACGAAAAAGGAGGUGGCUAUUGUGGGAUGCUCUUGUGUACAUUGGUUCACAUCAAUUAGUUUUCAGGAUCUUGGAGAGGAACCGACUCCUCCAAAGAAGAACGUGGCUGCAAUUGCCGCAAUGUUAGAAGCAAACGUGAAUUUGCCGCCGACGCCACCGAACAAGUUUGGAAAACCUCCGAUCUUUGAAAAACUUUCAACGUAUGAGUCGUCCGCAGAAGCUAAGCAAGGAACUUCAAAUAUCAAAAAAGGAAGGCUCGGGGAGAGUUACGAGAGUCCGAUGGAGAGAGGACAGGAUGGAGACAAAAAGCCAAUAUCUUUUAACUUUCAAGAAAGAAGGCUCCUAUUUUCUCGUCAGCUCGAAUCAUUGGACCAGAAACAAAAUUGGAACGACAAUUCUGAUGGCUCCGAGAUCCUGAAGGCAUCGGUAUCCCUGGAGGAAUGGAACCAGCAAAAGGAACCUGUUUUUACAUCAAGUAAUACUAGUAUUACUCUUUUCUUCCGUUUUUAUUACUACCGAGAUAUUCCAGAUCACGGCACAUCCAAUUCGACCAAGUUUCCUCCGCUCCCGACGUUGCCCAUGAAAGAAAAACCGAUUUCCCCGAAGGGGAACGUGGCUGCUCUGUCCGCACUCUUGAGUAGAAAUUUGAAACAGCCGAAAUUGCCAUCAAAGUUUUUUGAAGGAGCUGCUCGGAUCACUGAAGAAAUGAACACGUCUGCCAAGACUGAACACGAGAAGGGUUCAUUUUUCCCUACGAAAUUUGCUCCGAUGGCUUCGAAGAAAGAUUGGAAGGAGUCGGCAGACAUGCUCAGUCCGAUGGAAGGAGGCAGCGGGGGAGGUCGAGACGCUCUAAAAUCGUUCGAUUUUGCGUCGAGAAAGAACGAACUCGCUCUUCGGCUGGGAGGAAUGUCCCUGAACACAGAACGCAAAAAACUGACAAGAAGCGUUAAAACUGCAGAUUUGGAGGAUGAGCGCGAGAAGUUGUACGAGAACCUCCGAUUUGAUCAGAUGAAGGAAAAUUUAGUAUGGUCAGCAGGUAAUACGAUACAUUCUUCUAAUCAAUCUCCAUAACUGGACAGUAAUUUCAGAGCACGUUUCAAAGAUCGAUAUGAGCAAGGCGCCCCCGCUCCCACCGUUUCUCAUGAAAGAAAAACCUACUCCCUCAAAGGGGAAAUGGGCUGGUCUGGCCGCAAUUUUCAAAACAAAACAGGAACUACCAUUGAAGUCAACAGAUAAGUCGUUUCAGACAAAGACAGACGUGGCUGAGGUGAGCCGCUUGUGCGUAAAUUUUCUAUAAUCAGUUUCCAGGUUCCUUCUGGAAAAGCUCGAAUUUUUGCCAAGACUGAAGGCAAGAAGGGUUCAGUUUUCUCUAAGAAACUUGCUCCGAUGGCAGCGAAGAAAGAUUGGAAAGAGUCGGCAGACAUGCUCCGUCCGAUGGAAGGAGGCAACGGGGGAGGUCGAGACGUUCUAAAAUCGUUCGAUUUCGCGUCGAGAAAGAACGAACUCGCUCUUCGGCUUGGAGGAAUGUCCCUGAACACGAACCCCCGUCCGAUAAAGGGAGUCCAGGAAAGAAGACACGGAAACGAAGUCGAAUCGUUCAACUUUGAAGAAAAACGUCAGAAACUCAACAAUUCUGGAAAAUCUCCGAUCAUUGAAAAACUUUCAACGAGUUCCGAGAGUCCGAUGAAGAGAGACCAGGAUGGAGACAAAGAGCAACCAUCUUUCAACUUUCAAGAAAGAAGGCUGCAACUCUCUCGUCAGCUCGAAUCAUUGGACCAGAAACAAAAUUGGAACGACAAUUCUGACCGCUCCGAGAUCCUGAAGGCAUCGGUAUCCCUGGAAGAAUGGCACCAGCAAAAGGAACCUGUUUUUACAUCAAGUAAUACUAGUAUUACUCUUUUCUUCCGUUUUUAUUACUACCGAGAUAUUCCAGAUCACGGAACAUUCGAUUCGACCAAAUUCCCUCCGCUCCCGACGUUGCCUAUGAAAGACAAACCGAUUCCCCCGAAGGGGAACGUGGCUGCUCUGUCCGCACUCUUGAGCAGAAAUUUGAAACAGCCGAAAUUGCCAUCGAAUUUUUUUGAAGGAGCUGCUUGGAUCACUGAAGAAAUGAACACGUCUGCCAAGACUGAAGACGAGAAGGGUUCAGUUUUCCCCACGAAACUUGCUCUGACGGUUCCGAAGAAAGAUUGGAAAGAGUCGGCAGACAUGCUCAGUCCGAUGGAAGGAGGCAACGGGGGAGGUCGAGACGCUCGGAAAUCGUUCGAUUUCGCGUCGAGAAAGAACGAACUCGCUCUUCGGCUGGGAGGAAUGUCCCUGAACACAGAACGCAAAGAACUGAUAAGAAGCGUUAAAACUGCAGAUUUGGAGGAUGAGCGCGAGAAGUUGUACGAGAACCUCCGAUUUGAUCAGAUGAAGGAAAAUUCAGUAUGGUCAGCAGGUAAUACGAUACAUUCUUCUAAUCAAUCUCCAUAACUGGACAGUAAUUUCAGAGCACGUUUCAAAGAUCGAUAUGAGCAAGGCGCCCCCGCUCCCACCGUUUCUCAUGAAAGAAAAACCAACUCCCUCAAAGGGGAAAUGGGCUGGUCUGGCCACAAUCUUCAAAAAAAAACAGAAACUACCAUUGAAGUCAACAAAUAAGUCGUUUCAGACAAAAACAGACGUGGCUGAGGUGAGCCGCUUGUGCGUAAAUUUUCUAUAAUCAGUUUCCAGGUUCCUUCUGGAAAAGCUCGGACUUUUGCCACGACUGAAAGCAAGAAGGGUUCAGUUUUCUCUGAGAAACUUGCUCCGAUGGUUCCGGAGAAAGAUAGGAAAGAGUCGGCAGACAUGCUCCGUCCCAUGGAAGGAGGCAACGGGGGAGGUCGAGACGUUCUAAAAUCGUUCGAUUUCGCGUCGAGAAAGAACGAACUCGCUCUUCGGCUUGGAGGACUGUCCAUGAACGCGAGCCCCCGUCCGAUGGAGGGAGUCCAGGAGAGAGGACACGGAAACGAAGUCGAAUCGUUCAAUUUUGAAGAAAAACGUCAGAAACUCAACAAUUCUGGAAAACCUCCGAUCAUUGAAAAACUUUCAACGAGUUCCGAGAGUCCGAUGAAGAGAUCCCAGGAUGGAGGCAAAGAGCAACCAUCUUUCAACUUUCAAGAAAGAAGGCUGCAACUCUCUCGUCAGCUCGAAUCAUUGGACCAGAAACAAAAUUGGAACGACAAUUCUGACCGCUCUGAGAUCCUGAAGGCAUCGGUAUCCCUCGAGGAAUGGCAUCAGGAAAAGGAACCUGUUUUGACAUCAAGUAAUACUAUUCCUCUUUUCUUCCGUUUUUAUGACUACCGAGAUAUUCCAGAUCACGGCACAUUCGAUUCGACCAAGUUGCCUCCGCUCCCGACGUUGCCCAUAAAAGACAAACCGAUUUCCCCGCAGGGGAACGUGGCUGCUCUGUCCGCACUCUUGAGUAGAAGUUUGAAAACGCCGAAGUUGCCAUUAAAGUUUUCUGAAGGAACUUCUCGGAUCACUGAAAAAAUGGACACGUCUGCCACGACUGAAGAUUUCCCUACGAAACUUGCUCCGAUGGCUUUGAAGAAAGAUUGGAAAGAGUCGGCAGACAUGCUCAGUCCGAUGGAAGGAGGCAGCGGGGGAGGUCGAGACGCUCUAAAAUCGUUCGAUUUCGCGUCGAGAAAGAACGAACUCGCUCUUCGGCUGGGAGGAAUGUCCCUGAAAACAGAACGCAAAGAACUGACAAGAAGCGCUAAAACUGCAGAUUUGGAGGAUGAGCGCGAGAAGUUGUACGAGAACCUCCGAUUUGAUCAGAUGAAGGAAAAUUCAGUAUGGUCAGCAGGUAAUACGAUUCAUUCUUCUAAACAAUCUCUAUAACUGGACAGUAAUUUCAGAGCACGUUUCAAAAAUCGAUAUGAGCAAGGCGCCCCCGCUCCCACCGUUUCUCAUGAAAGAGAAACCAACUCCCCAAAAGGGGAAAUGGGCUGGUCUGGCCGCAAUCUUCAAAAAAAAACAGGAACUACCAUUGAAGUCAACAAAUAAGUCGCUUCAGACAAAAACAGACGUGGCUGAGGUGAGACGCUUCUGCGUAAAUUGGUUAUAAUCAGUUUCCAGGUUCCUUCUGGAAAAGCUCGGACUUUUGCCAAGACUGAAGGCAAGAAGGGUUCAGUUUUCUCUGAGAAACUUGCUCCGAUGGUUCCGGAGAAAGAUUGGAAAAAGUCGGCAGACAUGCUCCGUCCGAUGGAAGGAGGCAAUGGGGGAGGUCGAGACGUUCUAAAAUCGUUUGAUUUCGAGUCGAGAAAGAACGAACUCGCUCUUCGGCUUGGAGGACUGUCCAUGAACGCGAGCCCCCGUCCGAUGGAGGGAGUCCAGGAGAGAGGACACGGAAACGAAGUCGAAUCGUUCAAUUUUGAAGAAAAACGUCAGCAACUCAAUUGGAAACUCAAUCUGGUAUCUCAAGUCCCGACGUUGCUCAUGAAUCAUGGAGAGCUAAAUGUGACAAAUCCGAGAGAGGUGAUAAGCAGUGCCGGUGCGGCGCAAGGGGAUGCCUGGUCUUGCCUGGAAGAUACAGAGGUGAGUUUCUUGAGCAACAUUUUCAGUUUGUCUUAGUCUGAACUUCACAGAAAAGCUAAAAAUUAUAUCAACCAAAACUUUCAGGAAGACGACUUUGUUAAUGAUGCAGAGGAUUAUCUGCAUGGAGGUUUCGGGAGUUCUUAAAACGUGCAGCAUGAUUCUCGCAAAACGAAACAGUGAAUCCUGCUUUGAGGACUCACCUCUCCCCCACUUUUGUUUCUUUUUAUUAAUCAAUUUAAUAGUUUUUCUAUCUGUCCCCUUCUUCAUUCAUCAUGUCUUCUCUAGUUCAUGUCAAAACAAAAAUAACUGAAGACCGAACCCUUGAAGUCUCUGUUUCCUCAAUUGAACAAUGAUAAUCUGUUUAAUAAAUGCUUCGAACUCUCUGUGAACCGAUGGAGAGCAAGAUUUACUGAGUAAAAAACUCACGAAAUCAACUAAAGUUGCCACUGCCAAGGUACUUUCAGAUGCGCCAGAAACUGGCACUGGACUGCUGGUCAGACUUGAAAAGCAGUCUCAGUAACAGUGCCUGGUGCUUCCUUACGAGUUCCCGAUUGUCAGCGGCCAACUCUCGUUUUCACUGUGUCCAGGCUUGGGACAAGUGUUUAUUAUCCGAUGACAGCAGUUGUGAGUUCUCCCGCGGAGAAUCGGCGGCCCUGCACAAAGCAGUAUCCGGGCGCUCGACAUCUCUGAAAAGACAGUGUGUUCCUACCAAAACGUGCAAAGUGUCGUUCGAGAAGUUUUUUGUGAGUAGCUCACUCUACUCUAACCCGGUUAUGUCGCUGCGAAUCCAGUUGGUGGAUUUUUUGAUCAGCUGCUCGUUUUCAACAACGAAGCACAAUUUCUUCAUGCUGCUGAGUGCCACGUUGACGGUGCUCGUCGAUGAAAGCUGA
Caenorhabditis sp. 36 PRJEB53466 is the source of this 5552-nucleotide messenger RNA. The record is from the annotation of a GenBank genome assembly. Lineage: Eukaryota; Metazoa; Nematoda; Chromadorea; Rhabditida; Rhabditidae.